Molecule: messenger RNA, 3308 nt
Organism: Fundulus heteroclitus (mummichog)
Lineage: Eukaryota; Metazoa; Chordata; Actinopteri; Cyprinodontiformes; Fundulidae
Product: adhesion G-protein coupled receptor G5
Biological process (GO): cell surface receptor signaling pathway; adenylate cyclase-activating G protein-coupled receptor signaling pathway
Cellular component (GO): membrane
Molecular function (GO): G protein-coupled receptor activity
Source: RefSeq, a predicted model, not a curated record
UCUCGUGCUCGAGUCGAGAGGCACUGUGGGUCCUCGCGACGUCUUAAAUGAACUUUCACGCCCGCGCUGUUUCUCGAGUCGUUUUGUAUUUUACUUUUUAAUUCUAUUUGAGCAUUUUUAAUAUUUUUUUAUUAAUAUUUUUUUUUUUACUUCGAAUAUAAUAUAGUCCACCUCUUUAUUUAACAAGUAAAAAACUAAUUAGGCCCCCCCUGUGAAUGAGUGAAUUCGUCCUUUCACGCCGCUUCUGCUUCACUCCCGCCCGGGUUCGUUGGGUUUUGGAACGCCGGCUGGAGAGUUGUUUUUUAUUUUUUUUUACCUGGAGACUCCGAGCUUCGUACGUCCAGGUGAAGCCUCGCACGGUUCCGCUACAAGGCGGGGGAGCCGCUGAAAGUCGUCGGCAAUGAUGGCGCGAGUGACCGCUUCCCUGAGGGCUGCGAUUCUUGUCGUCACCCUCCUGUCAGCUGGUUCCAGUGAACAUGACCUUUUCCUGGAGUUUUGUGGCCAAUGGCGCCACGGCAAGGGCCCCCUGAGCCUGGACAUCAGCGUCUCUCAAGGCUGUGCUGGGAUCAGUGUAACGGCCAACGAGAGCUCUCUGUCCGUCAAAGGAAGCAUCACGGCCAAGUGUCAAAGGACCGAUGUGAUUCCUCUGGACAGAUCCGGGUUUGGUUCGCAGGGGGACACGGACUUCUGUUUGCUCUGGGAGCCUCUGCUGGACCAGAUAAUGCUUAAGGUUGGUGGAAGAACCCUCAUUCUUUGCCCUCCUUCAAGUCCUGCCGAAAAGUGUUGCACCGACCUGAGUCAGGGCCUAAAUUAUCCCGAAGCAAGCUACGGCAUCGUCAACGGAAGAAUCCGCACUGAUCACAUCUCACACAAAACCAUGAUGGGCUACAACUUCACUGGACUGACCACCGGCUGCAAGGUGCUGUGUGACCAAGCCAACGAGACCUAUGUGGAAGGGUUUCAGGGCACUAAACAUCCCUGCGCUCUGAGGUCAGAAGGAGCGAUGAGCAGAAGUUUCACGGGUCAGACCUUCACAAAUGUCAAAUGGGACAAACAAGAGUCCAGUACAACCGUCUACAUCCCUCCUAGUAUGGGGCUAGCCACCAAGAGAGCCAGCGCAGUGUCCGUAACGUUCUACAAGAACAACUCCCUGUUCGAGGCGGGCUACAACGAGGUCAAGCUUCUCAGAGACGUGGUGGAAAUCACAGUGGGCAAUGAGGUCAUCGCCAAUCUGUCUGAGCCAAUAAAGAUCGUCUUCAAACACGAUGUCAUAUCUCGGAAACAUAAAAGGAGGUGUGUUUCCUGGGACACUCGGAAAGAUCCUCUGAAGGUGAACUGGUUGGUGGAUGGAUGUGAGACGGUCAAGAAUGGAGACCAAAACACGCAGUGCCUCUGUGACCACCUGACUUAUUUCUCCGUGCUGGUGCAACUGGAGCCUGGACCAGUGCGCCAUCUGCUGCCACUCACUGUCAUUACAUCUGUAGGCUGUGCUGCGUCGUUCUUCAGCUGUAUCGCCGUCAUGGCCUUUUUCUGCAGGAACAGGAGACGAUCAAAGGAGCAGUCGGUAGCCAUCCACCUCGGCUUGGCUUUGUCCCUGGCCUUCCUCAGUCUGCUCUUCUUCUUCACCGGGGUGCUGGUCAGUGCGGAAGGGAAUGUGUGCACCUGGGUGGGGGCCAUGCUCCACUACGCCCUGCUCAGCUCCCUUACCUGGAUGGGGAUAGAAGUGUUUAACACCUUCUGGUUGGUCUACAUGGUGUUCAGACCCUCGCCACGGCCCGCUGUGUGGUACCUGAUCGGUUUCGCUUUCCCUGUUGUUCCUGUCGUUGUCCUGGCUGCUGUGGGAGAUAUUUAUGGCGUUCUAGAGAUUGCGAACGCUGACGAUGUCUCCGAGCCUUAUCACAUGUGCUGGAUGAAAAUAACUGAGCCGAAGGCCUUACUGGCUCACUGUUUGACCACCAUGACACUCCUAGCCGUCCUGGUGCUUUCUGGGAUCAUCAUGCUCUUCCUCGUCUACCGGCAGAUCCGCUGCAGGGAUGAAUGGAAGCAGAACCGAGUGGCUUUUUUCAGCAUCUGGGGUCUGAGCUGCCUCUUUGGAACAACUUGGGGUCUGACCUUCCUGAAAUUUGACCCACUGGCAGACUUUAUUCUCUUCCUCUCCUGCUUCCUCAACUCUUUUCAAGGUUUCUUCCUGAUGCUGAGGUUCUGCAUGUUGGACUGGAUCCGGAAACAGGCCGACAGGUCGGUUCUAAGCAGAACCAGCUCCGGAUCUGCCAAGCAACACAUGCUGCAGCCCAGCGAGAAGAGUUGACCGCUCCAAGUAAAAGCUGUGAUGUCGAAAACUGCAACCAAAUCCAAGCAGUCAACUCGUGUAUGAAAAAAAUAAUAAUCCAGUCUACUACUGGACCAUAUCGUUCUAAAUAAAAAAUUGACUCCAGUGUUAUCAGGUCAGGUGGAGGUAUGUGAGAGAUUGUUAUGCUGUGAUGUUGUCACAGGACACAUUGGCAACCAGCUGGAUUGGUUGGAAGAAGCACACUGAGCUUCUAAAGACUGAUGGAAUCACACUGAGACAGAGUUAAGUGGUAAAACCACAGAUUUGGUGUCAGAAUUGUGAUGAAAUCAUGUCAUAGCCUUAACAAACUACUGAUUGUAUCUCAUUUAACUUAAAAGGGAUUAUUAUAUAGAAUAGAAUGUUAUUCAAACGCGUCUAUAUCAGGUUUUCUUCAACAUCUUUGUAAUCAGCAAACCUGAAUCUAAUAUAUCAGCCGUAAUAAUAUGACUCAUAAGAAUUAGAUCAGCUUUCUGCCUCAGGAAGAGGUCUGACCCGUCUGGACUUUGGUAAAGAACAGGCUGUUCCCUGCAAGGGUCUGGUACACAUAUGUCAGCAAUAAGACUCUUUGGGUUGUGAGGGAUGAUUGUUUUUGAUGGACUUCCAUCCCACAGAUCUCAUCAGAUGUAGAGCUUGGAGGUUUUCAGAACAAAUCCAAGGCAACUUUUUGAUACCAGUCAGGUGAAAGUGACAUUUCUAGGGGAGUCCAUCUAACUUCUAGCAUAAAGGGCUACCAUUGGUCAGUAAUAACGGUCAAAUGUUAUAGAGCUACUAGGAGAAAUCGGCUGUUGACCAGAAUCUGACAGCUUUCAGCUUGAAGGGCCCUGACCUGUGGCUGGCCUGUCGGGAAGUCAAAAACCUUUUAGCAGUCAGUUAAUACACCAUAACUAAGCUCUACAAGGUCACACUCACCGCACUCUUCGGCGUGGACGCUGUUACCGAGUGAAAAAGACUUCAACUGAUUUGUUUUCAGUAUCGGUGA